CUCUCUCUCCCCGCAAAGCGCUCGGCCGAGCUGGCUGCAAGGCGGAGGCCGGCGGGCGCAGCUCCAUGGUGGCGCUCAUGUGGUCGGAGCUGCUGCCGGAGGAGCGCUCCGCCCGGGCUCUCCAAGGCAGCCCCGAGCGCCUCUUCGAGGGCUGCCGCCGGCUCCGCAGCCUCUGGGAUGCCGUCCGCUUGGAGGUGGCCGCCGAAGAAGCCAGCCCGGUGGUCCUGCACAGUUUCACCCAGCUGGACCCGGAUCUGCCCCCGCUGGAGAGCUCAACUCAGGAGAUCGGAGAAGAGUUUGAAGACAGCGUGAUUUACAGUAUUUCUCUCCGGAAAGUUCAGCUCCAUCACACGGCCAACAAAGGCCAGCGAUGGCUGGGGUUUGAGAACGAGUCAGCCUUAAACCUCUACGAGACGUGCAAAGUGCGGACGAUCAAAGCCGGCACCCUGGAGAAGUUGGUGGAAUACCUGGUCUCGGCAUUCAAAGGCAACGAUUCCACCUACGUGACCAUCUUCCUCUGCACCUACCGGGCGUUUGCCACCACCAAGCAGGUCCUGGAUCUGCUGCUCAACCGGUAUGGGAAGUUCAACCUCCAGGCCAACGGAGAUCACCCCAAGCAGGCGGUGGACGAGAAGCUGGAGUUGAAAAACACCAUUUCCUCCAUCCUGGGAGCCUGGCUCGAUCAAUACUCCGAAGACUUCCGUAAGCCGCCGGAUUACACCUGCCUGAAGCAGCUGAUCAUUUAUGUCAGGCUUAAUAUCCCCGGCUCUGAUUUGGAGAGGCGAGCCCGAAUCCUCUUCACUCAGUUCCAGCAGCAGGAGCGAUCCGAGGCCGAAACAGAAGAUCACCCCAGCUGCCCCCUGAGGUUAGAGGAGGAAAAUGGCCUGAGCGAAGGCAAGUUGGAAUUCCUGUCCUUUUCUCCAGAGAUGGCGGCCGAGCAGUUCACCCUGAUGGAUGCUGAACUCUUCAAGAAAGUGGUGCCUUAUCACUGUCUCGGGUGCAUCUGGUCUCAGCGGGACAAGAAGGGGAAGGAACACUUGGCGCCCAGCAUCCGGGCCACCGUCUCCCAGUUCAACAGCGUCACCAACUGCGUCAUUGCCACCUGCCUUGGGGACAGGAUGCUGAAGCCCCAGCAGAGAGCCAAAGUGGUGGAGCGAUGGAUCGAAGUCGCCCGGGAGUGCCGCAUCCUCAAGAAUUUCUCCUCCCUCCGCGCCAUCCUUUCUGCCCUCCAGUGCAACGCAGUUCACAGGCUGAAAAAGACCUGGGGGGGGGGGGUCCGGGAGAGCUGCCGCAUGUUCCACGAAUUAUCCGAAAUCUUUUCGGACGACAACAAUCACUCGUUAAGCCGGGAGCUGCUUAUUAAGGAAGGGACUUCCAAGUUUGCCACACUGGAGAUCAACCCCAAAAGAGCGCAGAAGCGGCAGCAGCAGCAACGAGAAAUGGGUGUAAUGCAAGGCACCAUUCCUUACCUGGGCACCUUUUUGACCGACCUGGUGAUGCUGGACACGGCCAUGAAGGAUUAUUUAGAGGGCGGCCUGAUCAACUUUGAGAAAAGGAGGAAGGAGUUCGAAGUCAUUGUCCAGAUCAAGUUGCUUCAGUCGGCUUGCAAUAAUUACAGCUUCAAGAAGGACGAGCGGUUUGGGACGUGGUUUCGCGGCGUGGAGCGGCUCAGCGAAGCCGAGAGCUACGGCCUUUCGUGUGAAAUCGAACCCUUGUCGGAGUCGGCCAGCAACACGCUGAAAGCCAAGAAGAACACAGGCAUCAUUAAGCGGUGGAGCGACCGACAGGCCCCCAGCACCGAUUCUUGUGCCAGCGGCAGCUCCCACUCCAAGUCCUUCGACCAGUUGAAGUGUGGGCCAUAUCUCUGCAGCAGCGACGGGGCCGAUUCGGUCAGCAUCACCUCGGCGGGUUCCAGCAGCUCCGACGUGGAAGAGAUCAAUAUCAGCUACAUUCCUGAUUCGCCCGAAGUUCAAGAGAAGAAGGUACAGGACCACGACUCUCUGGGAUCCACUCCUGCCCAGGGGGUCAGGCGGCAGUUUUGGGAAUCUACCUCGCUGAGCUCCUUGGAUACGUCGGGUGUUGGGUCGAGUUCAAGCAGCGCUUCUUCCUCGUCCGUCUCCUCCACGCCAGUGACAGUGUCCCGUACGCACAAGCGCUCCGUUUCGGGCAUUUCUAGCUAUUCCUCCCUCUCGUUACCUCUUUAUAACCAGCAGAUCGACGAUUGUUGUAUCAUCCGAGUCAGCUUGGCGGUGGAUAACGGAAACAUGUACAAAAGUAUUUUGGUGACAAGCCAGGAUAAAACCCCGGUGGUGAUUCGCAAAGCUAUGGCCAAACACAACCUGGAUGGAGAUCGGCCAGAAGAUUAUGAGCUCAUCCAGAUCAUCUCAGAAGACAGAGAGCUCAAAAUCCCUGACAACGCCAACGUCUUCUACGCCAUGAACUCGGCCGCCAAUUACGACUUCAUGCUCAAGAAGCGAGGUUUCUCCAAGGUGAUCAAAAUCAAGCACGGCUCCAGCUCCACCCUCCCCCGGGUGAAACAAAAAGGCCUGAAAAUCGCCAAAGGCAUCUUCUGACCAGGGAAGGGAGUCGUUCGCCAUCUCCCUCCCCGCCUCCCACGGACUCUCCAGGUGGCGGUCCUGCCCACCCUGGGACCCUUCUGUGUCUUAAGCCACACCCUGGGAUGCGUGUGCGCGUGUGCGUGUGUGAGAGAGAGAGAGGAUGAGGCCUCGAGUUGCGUAGCCGCUCGGAUUUUCGCUUGGGAACUUUGCAAUGUUGGUGAGAUCUUCAAGACGUCGGGAGCUUCUUCGCAGCCGAGCUUUUGCAGACCUCGGAGCACGUGGGAUGCACUGGCAGAAGUUUGCCUUUAAAAAGAUGUGUAUUGCUGGGUUCCUCCCGCCCCUCCAGCCUGGGGAGGAUUUUUAGCCUUUUAAAAUAAAUGUAAAAACCCAGAAAAAAAUACAAAAAAAUAAUAAUAAUACAGAUCCACCUCUCAAGGUCUAAGGACUCCACCGAACUUUCCCGUCCACCGUUCUGCCUUAUCUUCUGUUGACCAACAAUGCUGGCGUGAGCAGCGACUUCUAAACGGUUUUCUUCCUCUUCUUCCACCAUGAUGGUACCGGAAGAGCGAGGAGGUGGAUUUGGAGAGCGAGGGGAGUCGAAAAAUGCACUUUUUGCAGUCCGGGGAAAGUGGGAUUCCCCGUGGGGAAUUUGAGGCAGGGGGGCUUGUCCAGCUGAAGAUGGCCUUUCGGAUGCCAAGACCAAGCCACCAGAUAAUGAACUUCUCAGUUUUAUUUUUAUUUUUUAUUUUUUAAUUAUCUGGCCUUUUCAUUUUCUUGAAGAAGAACCUGCACCAAAGAUCUAACAGCACUGGUUGUUUUGUUCUGUUUUCUCAAUCGUCAGAUCCUCGGCUGACACACUAGCAGUGAGAAAAAAAAAAUGCUUAGCUUUUGUACAGAUGUGUGUAAAUAAAAUUUGUGGAUUGUACGAAGAAUUGGGGGGGGGGGGUGGAUGAGAGCUCUAAAAUGUGAGGCCACCCCUCACGACUAGCCCCAAUUUAGGUUCCUGACCCGGAUGGACGAGUGCCACUUUUGUGUUGACGCGGACUUCAGCCUGACUACGAAGCAGCUUCUGUGACUUAAUGGGCUCUCUCUUUUUUUUUUUUUGUAAAAAAAACCAACAACCCUCAACAAGAAUCAACCCCACUUUCGUGAAUUUACUAAUUUCCUCGAUAUUUAUUGUUUGUAAAUAGCCCCGGUUGGAUUUAUACAGUUUACUAACCCCGUCUAAAAAGUUCCUUUUUAUUUUCUGUUUUUUAAAAAAAAGGCUUUUGGGAAGAGGGAGGGGGAGUUUAGGUGUGAAAAGAAGGGUGCAGAAACCCUGGUUUUAACAACGGUCGGGUUGUUUCGAGAGCUGCUUGGUUUGAGUGCAAAGAGCCGGAGGAAUUCAGGCAAAGGAGGUGUAGGGUCUCCCGCUUGGGCAGGGGGUUGGACUAGAUGACCUGUAAGGUCUCUUCCAACUCUCUACCUGUCUUUAAAGGAGGGGCAGAGAAAUACCUCUGCUUUUUUUUUCUUUUAAACCCCCCAAAUGCAUCAAGGCUUGAUAAAGUCAUCCCUAAAAUUGCAAAACAACAAUAACAACAACAAAACCCACAGGGAUAAGCCGCUGUUUUGCAAAAUGGCUUCUUUUGCAGCCCAGAAUUCAGUGCCAAGAGACAGCUGGGCGGGAGAGGUCUUUAACAGUGGGGAGAGUAUCGUUCCCCGCUUCUUCCUGAUGCCUCGAAGGCAAAGGCACGCAGGGAGAUCUGAAUUUUGCCGUGAAAACAAACGUGCUUUGAGAUCUCUGGACGGUUCCCGUCUCUUGGCCAGAAUCCUCUGGCCCCGUUCAAAUCUAGAGGAGAUGUCAGCGGCGGUGGCUCCAUCGGGCAACAAACAUCUGGAGUUUCCAAGACAUCUGGCCAAGAAUCUGGGUGGAGAGCAUCUUCUCCUUGCUGUUGGGAUCCUCCACCCCCCCAAAAAAUGGGGGUACCCCAUUUUUCUAGCCUGCUUAGCAGGAGGAUGCUUAAAAGAGUUGGCUUCAAGACACCCAGG
Messenger RNA from Pseudonaja textilis, 4586 nucleotides. NCBI's taxonomy places the organism in Eukaryota, Metazoa, Chordata, Lepidosauria, Squamata, Elapidae. The record is from RefSeq and is a predicted model, not a curated record.